Molecule: messenger RNA, 567 nt
Organism: Arabidopsis thaliana (thale cress)
Lineage: Eukaryota; Viridiplantae; Streptophyta; Magnoliopsida; Brassicales; Brassicaceae
Exons: 1
Coding region: 42-371 (109 amino acids)
Source: RefSeq, marked reviewed
AACAUAUCACCAGAGAGAAUUGAUCAAAACCACAAGAAAUAAUGAUUAGAGCGCUGAGCACGAGGAAGGUUCGAGGCAGCUACAAGAAGCUCGGCGACGAAGAAGAAGCAGGCGCAGGGCUUUUAGAAGUGAAACCGGAGAGCGUUCCUACAAAUCCCCAUGGUCAAUCCCCGAAGGUGAAUAAACCGGUGGAGAAAACCAGGGGUUCGGCUCACCCUCUAUUUAGUUUCUUCGAAAUGAGUCUAAAGAGGAAGAAGAAGAAGAAGAGCACGACGACUGCAAAACCAGAAUUCGCUAGGUACUUGGAGUAUGUCAAGGAAGGAGGUGUUUGGGAUAACACUUCAAAUGGACCUGCCAUAUAUUACAGAUAGAUCGGAGAAAGAGAUUUCACAGAGGUUGUUUAUAUUUAUUUUCGAUUUGUGAUAUACCUUUCUAUUUGAAUAAGAAGGAUGAAUACAUACAUACAUCAAAGUAGAAAGCUCGUCCAUAAGCCAUGAUUCUGCUUCUUUGUGGACAAAUCCAUGUAAUUUAAGUUUACAGUUUGAUAGUAAGAAAAAUUCUCGGUUU